Messenger RNA from Talaromyces stipitatus ATCC 10500, 1753 nucleotides. Its product is annotated as monooxygenase, putative. Gene Ontology annotation, molecular function: FAD binding. Lineage: Eukaryota; Fungi; Ascomycota; Eurotiomycetes; Eurotiales; Trichocomaceae. The record is from RefSeq and is a predicted model, not a curated record. Bases 45 to 1727 code for a protein of 560 amino acids. The transcript is spliced from 2 exons.
GUCGCAUUGAUGCUUGAAAUAUUCUACUAUAAUAUCUUUCUGUCAUGCCAAGAACAACGGCUACUACAGAAACAAUCCAUGUCCCCGUCCUCAUCGUCGGAGGCGGUAUUGUCGGCCUCAGUGCUUCCUUAUUCCUCUCCCACAAUGACAUUCAUUCCUUACUCGUAGAGCGGCAUUCGAGCACAUCAAUCCACCCUCGAGCUCGCAGUGUCAAUGCUCGUACCAUGGAGAUAUUUGGAAGCAUUGGACUUUCCGAACUGGUCCGUGAUGCAGGAGCUUCAUUGGCACCUAGUAAGGGUAUUCUUCAUUCGAAUGACUCCUUCAAAUCUGUCAUGGAAGCAAGACCCAGAAUGCAGAAGAACCCGGCCACAGAUACCCGGGGGUGGUUUGUUCGGUGGGCAAAGAUAGGCCCUGAAGAUGGCACCUUUGUGACGCAGGAUAUGCUUGAACCAGUGUUAUUAAAGGUUGCAGCUGAAAGAGGAGGAGAUAUACGGUUCCAUACUGAGUGCACAGGGAUAAGACAAGAUCAAGAAAAAGUGACCGCCACCAUUCAAAAUCGAGAGACAGGUGACACCAUCACUGUCAUAGCAGAUUAUCUGAUAGCUGCCGAUGGGGCCAACUCUCCCAUCCGGUCUCAAUUAAAGGUUCCAACUACAGGUCGUGGUACCAUGGGACAUCUACUCAAUAUCCUCUUUCAAGCUGAUCUGAAGGAUCUUGUUGAAAAGCGCGAAAUCAGUCUCUGCGUCAUUGACCGUCCUGAAGUUGCGGGGUUACUGACAGCUAUCAACAACAGCGAUCGAUGGGUAUUCCAUUUGAGUUACGAUCCUUCUCGAAACGAGAAGCCCGGAGACUUGUCACCUGAAAUAUGCAGAGAGUUAUUACGGAUUGCCUUAGGUAUACCAGACCUCAAGAUCAGAAUUUUAUCCAUCUUACCUUGGCAGCCUUCCGUUAGAGUCGCAACAAAACUUCAACACGGUCGAACUUUCCUCGCUGGUGAUGCGGCACAUCAGAUGCCACCGUACGGUGGCCAGGGGGCAAAUACGGGAAUCUCAGACGCAUACAACCUAGCAUGGAAACUCUCCCUCGUAUUGAAAGACAUGGCUCAUCCCAGGUUAUUAGAGACGUACGGUAUAGAGCGACUACCGGUGGGAAAAGUGGCAGCGGAAGCAUCAGCAGCUCCUGCCGAUGAUCGGGGGCUGAUCUCUCCAUUGAAGCUGAAUUGGAAGACUCUGAAUGGAUGGUCCAAGAUUGUGCCGCUGACAAGCGGGUUUGGCUCUGCAGUGAUCGAAGAGAAUACCUGGCCACUCCGAGGUGUGACAUGGAAGGCCUGGAGUGCCCCUUCCUUGCUCCAUUCGCUGGACGGGCGACCUGGAUCUCGUGCACCGCACGUGUGGGUCGAAAAGGAUGGGAAGACAAUUUCCACCCUUGAUCUUUUGGGCAAAGGGUUUGUGUUGCUGAUAGGAAAUGAAGGGAAGGGUGCUUGGACUGAGGCUCUUGAGACAGUGAAACUCAAGUUCAAGGAUCUGGAGCUCAUUGGCUAUUGCGUGGGACCGAAUGGCAAAAUUAUUGUCAAAAGGAGCAAGGAGUGGGAAAUCGCAGCGGGGAUAUCAUCGAAUGGAGCGUUGCUGGUUCGGCCCGAUGGAUUUGUUGCUUGGAGACAGAGAAAAAUACCGACCGAGGUCCAGGCUGAGCUGGAGCGAGUAAUCAGAAAGAUCUUGUGUCUCUAAGGGGGCUGGAGUGUACCUCACGCUCC